AUGGAGCCCAAGAGCUGUGUCGUUUGUCGCAAACGCAAGGUGAAAUGCGACCGCACACCGGGAUCAUGUCGUAAAUGCAUCAAAUUCGGCACAGAAUGUAUCUACACUACAAAGGGGGAUGCCAUGAAACCGGCCAAGGGUUAUGGUCAUCUAGAAGGUACUAAUGAAAUCACACAAGCUGGUCUGAGACGGCGACGUAUUCGCAGGUCAUGCGUGGAAUGUCAACGGUCCAAAGCCAAGUGCUCUGGGGACACUCUGUGCAAACGAUGCAAUAGAAAGGGCCUGCAUUGUCUUUAUCCGAUUCAAGAUCAUGAGAGGUGCGGCUCGAGAUCCAGCCUUAUUAGUCUAGGAGACGAUCGCAAUGGCCGCUCAUCACACGCGCUGGUUGACACCGAUAUGCCAACUUGGUUGACCUCGCGGAGCUUACCUCCCGCACAUCGCGUGCGUGAACUGCUAGACAUAUACUUGUCACAGGUCCACACCGUCCGAUGCUUUGGUUUCCUGCAUAUUCCUACGUUUAUGGCGCGAUUCCAAGACGAUGACGCCUUUAAUGAUGAUCGAUCCGGGCUCAUAUAUAUUCUUUGCGCACUUGCUGCACCCUUUUAUUACGCUCGGGCCGUGGUUGCAUCUUCAGACCAGGGACCUUUACCAAUCACACAGUUUCAUCAUGCUGGACGAGGAUGGGCAGCCAGUGCCAUGCAGUGUGUGUGCACCAGCUUCGGCAACUUGGGAGUUGAAUGUCUGAUGGUUGCUGUUCUGCUGCAUGAGCACUUUCUUCGAGUAGGAGAUCACGCCAAAGCCUUUCUCAUGUCAGGCAUGGUAGCACGGCACGUCCAGAUCUUACAGCUCAACAUGGAGCACGACGCAGAUAUAUUGUGUGAACAAGAGGAAUCUAUUCCGUGGGUCGUCAAGGAGAGUCGUCGCAGAUUGUUCUGGGCGUGCUACCUGCAAGACGCUUUUAUUGAAUGUGGUAUUGAUCAGCUGAAGUUCAUAUCGACCGACGAUGUGCAGAUACAGUUGCCCAGUUUAGAGGAUAACUUUAUUCGAAACAAGCCCUGUUUGACGGAGAUGCUACGGCAAGGCACCAUCCUCCCCUUUGUACAGGGAAUCGAUGUGCCGAAUAGAAAGCCACAAGCGACAGACGACCUGGACCUACGAGCGCUGUACAUUCGCGCAAUGGCGAUUCGAUCCCGGGUUCUCAAAUACGUCAAACAUUUGGGUGAUGAUAUUCCCUGGAAUACCAGCCAGGAGUCGGGUUCUGCUUCGCACUUUCAGCGCCUGGGGCAAGAACUCAUCGUCCUGGAGUCCUCGAUACCGGACGCGAUGAGAAUGGCACCAGAGAACACCUAUUUGUACAAGUCCUCUGGGCGCCUCAACCUCUAUUUCAGUCUUCAUAUUCUCCUUGCACAAACAUUCAAUGAUUUGUAUCGCGUUGGUGUAGCUGGACUCGUUUAUCCCGUCUCGGCAACAAAAUGGAUACGAGAUAACGCACCCGGUGACUUCCUCAGACGCUGUCAUCAGAUGUGUGCCACCAAGGCAGCCUACAUAGCUACGCUGUUAGACGAUCUAUAUAAGUGUCACAAAGAGAGCAUGGUAGACAUGCCAUUUGCCGUGCACGCGCAGGUUUGCAGCGGAGUGCUAGUAACGACUCUUGCGUCGUGGAUGGAGUUAGGCGAAUCCGCAACUUCUUCCUUACUGCCAGAGGCUGGACUCCAGCAGUUUCGGCAGAUGUUGGAGAGCAAUGUACGUGUCCUACAACACCUACGAGCAUAUAUGCAAGUAGACCUGUUUCUGGAAUCGGCAGCCCAGGCCAUGAAGCGUUUCGACAAGAUCACGGAGCAAAGCCGGACGAAUGAGCAUGCAGAGACAGAGCCGACAGAAGAUCAAAACCCGCGACAAUUUUCACUGGACUACAUUCUUAAUCCUCUAGGCGUGUAUCCAAUCGCACGGACGCAAGCCAGCGACGGACAUAAACCAGAGCAAUUUGCUUCGUCGGCGGCGGCAAAAGUAGCUGUGGGUAGCACGACUUCUUCGAAGGAAUGGGAGUCGUGCGCAGACGACGUAAUGAGUCUUGAUGGUCACGACGGUCAUGAUGCCUUUCAGUACCAGAGUAGCGGCCUUUGGGACUGGGAGUUGCAGACCCCAAUGCUGGAGUUGACGGGGUAUCCGACGUUUUUAGACGAUGCGUUUCUAGGUCAGGAGAUUGCGGGUGUGAGAGUUUGA
This is a messenger RNA of Metarhizium brunneum ARSEF 3297, 2223 nucleotides long. RefSeq lists its product as uncharacterized. The record is from RefSeq and is a predicted model, not a curated record. Gene Ontology annotation, biological process: DNA-templated transcription. Gene Ontology annotation, cellular component: nucleus. Gene Ontology annotation, molecular function: zinc ion binding; DNA binding. Lineage: Eukaryota; Fungi; Ascomycota; Sordariomycetes; Hypocreales; Clavicipitaceae.